Apaloderma vittatum (bar-tailed trogon) is the source of this 1116-nucleotide messenger RNA. It is a transcript of the gene SGTA, whose product is annotated as small glutamine-rich tetratricopeptide repeat (TPR)-containing, alpha. The record is from RefSeq and is a predicted model, not a curated record. NCBI's taxonomy places the organism in Eukaryota, Metazoa, Chordata, Aves, Trogoniformes, Trogonidae. Gene Ontology annotation, biological process: post-translational protein targeting to endoplasmic reticulum membrane. Gene Ontology annotation, molecular function: molecular adaptor activity; protein binding. The annotation marks the transcript as partial. The transcript has 11 exons. Gene Ontology annotation, cellular component: membrane; TRC complex.
CGGAUUUUUUUAUUUAUUUUUUUUAAAGUUACAAAACAGUUGAACCAAACUGCUCGCAGCCUCCCGGCAUGGCAGACCAGAAGCGCCUUGCCUACUCCAUCAUCCAGUUUCUCCAUGACCAGCUGCAGAAUGGGGGGCUGUCUCCGGAUGCUCAGGAGAGUUUGGAAGUGGCCAUCCAGUGCCUGGAGACAGCAUUUGGGGUCUCGAUGGAAGACCAAGGCCUGGCUGUGUCCCAGACUCUUCCGGAAAUAUUUGAAGCUGCUGCAGGAAAGGAGCCUGAACACUUCAGAACUAAUUCAGAGCCCGUCACCCCCUCAGAAGAUGACAUAGCCGAAGCUGAACGGCUCAAAACCGAAGGAAAUGAACAAAUGAAGGCAGAAAACUUUGAAGCUGCUGUGUGUUUCUAUGGAAAAGCAAUCGAGUUAAAUCCAUCCAACGCUGUGUAUUUCUGCAACAGAGCUGCUGCGUACAGUAAACUAGGAAAUUACGCUGGAGCAGUGAGAGACUGUGAAAGAGCUAUAGGCAUUGACCCAAACUACAGCAAAGCUUACGGCAGGAUGGGCUUGGCCCUCUCCAGCUUAAAUAAACACACAGAAGCUGUAGUUUACUACAAAAAAGCCCUAGAGCUGGAUCCAGACAAUGACACGUAUAAGUCAAACCUUAAAAUAGCUGAACAGAAAAUGAAGGAGACUCCUAGUCCAACCGGAGGCCCGGGAGGAUUUGAUUUAGCUGGCUUGCUCAACAACCCCGGCUUCAUGAGCAUGGCAUCUAACCUAAUGAACAACCCACAAGUACAGCAGCUCAUGUCUGGGAUGAUUUCUGGUGGCCACAAUGCCAUGGGAGCAACAGGCGCCAGCCCCUCCACGAACGACCUUGCGAGCCUCAUACAAGCGGGCCAGCAGUUCGCUCAGCAGAUGCAGCAGCAGAACCCCGAACUAAUAGAGCAGCUACGGAGCCAGAUUUUUUUUCUGACUAGAAAUGGAACCUUAAUUUACCAGGGCCAGCAGUUCGCUCAGCAGAUGCAGCAGCAGAACCCCGAACUAAUAGAGCAGCUACGGAGCCAGAUUAGGAGUCGAACUCCAAGUGCCAGCAAUGAGGAUCAGCAGGAUACUCCAG